AUGAUUAGACCUCAUCAGAAGACAUUGGAGGAGGUAGCUUCUACCAUCAAAGAGAUUGCAAAGCUAAGACGUAACAUCAAGAGAAAGCAUAAGGAGCUCACACUUGGAAGAGAAUUGACAGAGGAGCAACAUAUUCCUACAGCACAGCAGCAACCACCUCCAGCUCAGCAACAAGCACCUCCAGCUCAGCAACAGCCACUGGCUCAACCAUUAGCAGAACAACAUCAGCUUAUACCGCCUACACCGCCAACAACACCGAUCCGACCCAGGCAUGUUCAACGUCCAUUACCAUCACAACUAGAAGUUGUUGAGGAGCAGGAGGAGGAGGAGGAGUCACACACCUAUGAAUCAUUUGGAGAAGCAGCCGGCUCCACUCCGGCUCCAAGUACUUCAGCAGUUGCAAGAAAAUUAUUGUCUGAGGCUAGGAGUGAUGAGGAGGAGGAUGAGGAGGAGGAGGAGGAUAUUGAGGUAGUGUUGAAUAACAGCAGUCCUAAGGAAGUGUACAACAUUUAUACUCAAAGUUGA
Molecule: messenger RNA, 525 nt
Organism: Nilaparvata lugens (brown planthopper)
Lineage: Eukaryota; Metazoa; Arthropoda; Insecta; Hemiptera; Delphacidae
Product: putative mediator of RNA polymerase II transcription subunit 21
Exons: 2
Coding region: 1-525 (174 amino acids)
Source: RefSeq, a predicted model, not a curated record